AUGAAUACGAGGGAGGCCGAAGAACGAGAAGCAAGAGAGAAAUAUUUUGCUGUAAAGAAGGAUCUGAAAAAUCUAAGAGACGUUAACAAGAGAUUCUGGUAUCCAUCCCUCGGUCAUCCAAAUCUGCUGCAACUUGCUGUGUACUUUUCUCACGUUGAAUUUGCAAGCCAACUUAUAAGUCGUGGUGCCGACGUAAAUGUUGUGACUGAUGUAUUGGGAACACCUUUACAUAUUGCCGUCCGACAAAGAAGUCUUCCAAUGAUAGAACUACUGCUGAUAUCUGGUGCUAAUCCUCAUAUAUUUUCACUGGCGUAUGAAAACAUUUUGAGACGUUGGACGCCGAUAUAUGACGCUCUUGAGAUUGACUUUCUGUAUUCUGAUGAGUCAUUUAUCCGUACGCUUCUGGACAAUGGAACUGACGUGAAUGAGAUAUGCUUCAAAUCCCGUUGGGAUCCUAAUGGUAGAACGCCACUUCAAAUAGCAGUCAAUCAAGGGGAGCCAUCUUGGGUACAACUGUUUUUAGACUACGGAGCAAAUAUCAAUGUUGUGGACUCUUUCGGAAGAACUCCGCUGGAGGCAGCUGUAGUAGCAAACUCACCAGACAUAGUAUUGAUGAUUAGAAAUCGUAUCAUCGCUUUACAUCAACAAGGUCUUGAAGUAAGUGAGCGGAAUUUGCAAAGUGUCUUUGCAAUAACAAUAAACUGA
Molecule: messenger RNA, 705 nt
Organism: Microplitis mediator
Lineage: Eukaryota; Metazoa; Arthropoda; Insecta; Hymenoptera; Braconidae
Product: putative ankyrin repeat protein RF_0381
Exons: 1
Coding region: 1-705 (234 amino acids)
Cellular component (GO): nucleus; cytoplasm
Molecular function (GO): protein binding
Source: RefSeq, a predicted model, not a curated record